This is a messenger RNA of Sinocyclocheilus anshuiensis, 4898 nucleotides long. Its product is annotated as BRCA2-interacting transcriptional repressor EMSY-like. Gene Ontology annotation, biological process: regulation of DNA-templated transcription. The record is from RefSeq and is a predicted model, not a curated record. The transcript is spliced from 19 exons. Gene Ontology annotation, cellular component: nucleoplasm. NCBI's taxonomy places the organism in Eukaryota, Metazoa, Chordata, Actinopteri, Cypriniformes, Cyprinidae. Bases 2 to 3391 code for a protein of 1129 amino acids.
CAUGCCGGUGGUUUGGCCCACGCUGCUCGACCUCAGCAGAGAUGAAUGCAAACGAAUCCUGCGCAAACUGGAGUUGGAAGCGUAUGCCGGCGUGAUCAGCGCUCUGCGCGCUCAAGGAGAUCUCACCAAAGACAAGAAGGAGCUGCUGGGAGAACUCACUCGAGUGCUGAGUAUCUCGACGGAGCGGCAUCGAGCAGAGGUGCGCAGAGCCGUGAAUGACGAGCGCCUGACCACCAUCGCUUAUCACAUGUCGGGGCCCAACAGCUCGUCUGAGUGGUCCAUCGAGGGCCGGCGGCUGGUUCCUCUCAUGCCCAGACUGGUUCCUCAGACGGCCUUCACUGUGAUGGCCAACGCAGUAGCAAACGCGACCGCGCACCAGAACGCCUCGCUGCUGCUGCCCACCGAGACCGCCAACAAAGAAGUGGUGGUGUGUUACUCAUACACCAGCACCACCUCCACUCCACCCAGCGCAUCGACUCCAAGCAGCAGCGCAGCAGCAGCCCUUAAAUCCCCUCGACCCGCCAGCCCCGCCUCCAACGUGGUGAUGCUGCCCAGCGGGAGUACAGUCUACGUCAAGAGCGUGAGCUGCUCCGAUGAGGACGAGAAACCCCGUAAGAGGCGGAGAACCAACUCGUCUAGCUCCUCCCCCAUGCUGCUGAAGGAGGUGCCUAAAGUGGCCACGCCCAUUCCCAAAACCAUCACGCUUCCAGUGAGCGGCAGCCCCAAGAUGAGCAACCUGAUGCAGAGCAUCGCCAACUCGCUGCCGCCGCACAUGUCACCGGUGAAGAUCACCUUCACCAAACCCUCCACCCAGACCACCAACAGCACCACACAGAAGGUAAUAAUCGUGACGACGUCUCCCAGCUCCAACUUCGUGCCCAACAUCUUGUCCAGGUCGCACAACUACGCGGCCGUGUCGAAGCUGGUGUCGAGCGCCGCGCUCAACGCGUCCAGCCAGAAGCAGACCAUGGUGCUCUCAGCCGGCUCCGCCGCGGCCCUGGGGCCCAGUCCUGUCGCCGUGACGACCAUGGUGUCCUCCACACCUUCAGUGGUGAUGUCCACCAUCGCACAGGGCGCGUCGUCCGCGGCGGUGAAGGUGGCCUCCACUCGUCUGCCGUCUCCCAAGGCUUUGGUCAGCUCUCCGUCUCAGAUCCUGCAGAUUCCCAGAGCGCAGCAGCAGACGGCGGUUCAGUCUGUGUCUCCUAAAGGCCUGCAGGCCUCGUCUCCUCAGAGUGCCAGCGCCGGAGCCAAGCCCACCAUUCAGAUCAAACAGGAGUCUGGAGUGAAGAUCAUCACGCAGCAGAUGCACCCCAGUAAGAUCUUACCCAAACCCUCCAGCGCCGCGCUGCCCAGCAGUAGCUCCGCCCCCAUCAUGGUGGUCAGCAGCAACGGCGCCAUCAUGACCACUAAACUGGUGUCCACUCCCACAGGCUCUCAGGCGUCGUACACGCGUCCAUCCGUCAGUCCUGCGAUCGGCACGCGUGUGGCCACGUCUCCCGCCGGAGCCACGUACGUCAAAACCACCAGCGGCAGCAUCAUCACCGUAGUGCCCAAGUCUCUGGCCACGCUGGGAGGCAAGAUCCUCACCACCAACAUGGUGUCGGGAACCACCACCAAGAUCACCACCAUCCCCAUGACCUCCAAACCCAACGUCAUCGUGGUGCAGAAGACCACCGGCAAAGGGACGACCAUCCAGGGUCUGCCGGGGAAGAACGUGGUGACGACGUUGCUGAACGCAGGGGGAGAGAAGACGCUGCAGGCCGUCCCCGGAGCCAAGCCCGCCAUCAUCACCGCAUCGCGGCCCAUCACCAAAAUGAUCGUGGCGCAGCCCAAGAGCCUCAGCGCCGGCGUCCAGCCGUCCACCAAAAUCAUCCCCACCAAGAUCGUCUACGGACAGCAGGGCAAAACACAGGUCCUGAUCAAGCCCAAGCCCAUGGCGUUUCAGACGGCGGUGGUGAGUGAACAGACCCGUCAGCUGGUGAGCGAGACGCUGCAGCAGGUCUCACGCAGCGCCGGAUCCGGCCAGGACGACUUGUCCUCGUAUACGGAGAGCAGCCCGGUGUCGUCUGACAGCACUCACGAUGCUCAGCCGGUGGUGCACCUCAUCACCUCCAGGGGGCAGGAGUGGACGGAGCAGGAGGUGUCUGUGGAGGCGAGUCCCACCAUCAUUUACCAGGACAUGACGGGAGAGUCUCAGUCGGCCACAUCCACCAUCAAAGCCCUGCUGGAGCUGCAGCAGACCAGCGUGAAGGAGAAGAGCGACGCCAAACCACGCCAGCACACCAUCGACCUGAGUCAGAUGGCAGUGCCGAUCCCAGUGACGGCGGAGAGGAGACAGUCCCCGGAGCCGUCGGGUCAGAGCGCCGGAGACACGGACCCGGUCACUGAAUACAUCCCCAUCGGUAAAGUGUGUAAGGCUGUGAUCGGAGGAGACGUCACUGAGUCCAGCAGCCAGUCAGUGUCCUGUCCACCAUCAGCAGUGCCGAUGACAGCCACACAACAGGUGGAGGCGUGUGUGCCGCAGGUGAAGCCGCUGCAGGAGCAGAUGGUGGUGGAGGAGGGCGAGCUAGAGGGAGACACUCUGGAUCCUCAGACGGGUCUGUUCUACCGCUCGUCUCAGCCCAAACCUGCAGCCGGCCCGUCUGACACGCCCACUUCCUCUAAGAGGGUGGAGCCUCUCACGCCCCGAGUCUCCGUACAGAGAGCUGCUGCGUCUGCGUCUGUGGCGCUCGUCUCCUCGAACCCUCCACACAAACCGCAGCUGCCCAAACUGCAGCAGGCGCCCUCCUCACACCACCGGCCCAACACACACACGCAGCUGUCGCAGCCGCCGCCGCUGCAGGCGCAUCACCCCGUGUGCUCCAGCAAGACUCCCAGCAGCAGCCAGCUGCAGCAGCCGAUCAUCACGCAGGGCGCAGCCGUCACGAAGAUCACGUUCGGCGCUCAUCAGUGCCCCCCGGUGUCCAGCAGUGGCGAGGCGUCCGUCAAGCUCCAGCCGGAGUCCAGCUCCAGUCACACAGCGCCAGAGAAGACCUCCGACAUCCUGAAGAUCUCCAUGAUGGAGGCGGAGAUCGAGCCCAUGGUGGUGGACUCGUCCAGCGACUGCGGCCCGCUGACCAAAACACCGAGCGCCUCGCCGCUCAUCAGCAGCUCCAAACAGACGCUCGGCCACGUCAAGAGCAAAGACCUGGACAUCAUACAGGUGAUCCCGCAGUACUCCAUCAUGCCUGACUCCAGCCAAUCAAACGUGGUGGUGGAGCCCAGCGGCUUCUUGGAGAUCACCGACUUCACCAGCCAGCGUCUGGACGAGGAAGCUGCCAUGGAACAGGAAGUGGACAGCAGCAACGACGAGGGGGUGGCGGCCAGCCCCACGGCCGACCAAUCACAGUGAAGCGUGCGGAUUUGAUUUGUUCAGAGGAGAAAGACCUUCUGUUUGUGCUUCAUCACAGCUGUAUAGAGAAUCAUGCAGUGAGUUUGUGCUGUAGAGCGAAACCUUACUUUAUGGAGAAUACGAUUCCUGACGGAAUGAUAGGAAUGUUUCUGUUGAUUUCUACUUAAAGGGACAGUUCACCCAAAAAUGAUCAUUCUGUCUUUGUUUACUGUCCUUCAGGUUUUUCAAACCUGUAUGAGUUUCUUUCUUCUGUUGAACUCAAAAGAAGAUUUUAUGAAGAAUGGUGGUAAACAAACAGCCAUUGGUCCCCAUUGACUUCCAUACUAGGGAAAAAAUACAAUGGAAGUCAAUGGCUACCAGCAGCUAUUUAAAAAAAUAUGUUGUAUGAAUUGUUGAACACAGCAGUAGAUAUUUCAUUGGGCCCUAAAAAUUUAAAUUUGAAGAAUGUUAGUAACCAAACAGUUGACGGUAGCCAUUGACUUCCAUAGUAGGAAAAAAAUACAAUGGAAGUCAAUGGGGUCCAAAAUAUUCUCUGUCAUGUGUAACAAUUCAUACAAGAUAUUCCACAGGAUUAAAAAUCUGAAUAGAUAUUUUGAAGAAUGUUAGUAACCAAAUAGUUGACAGCAGCCAUUGACUCCCAUAGUAGGGAAAAAAUACAAUGGAAGUCAAUGGGGACCAACAGCUGUUUGUUUACCAGCGUUCUUCGAAAUAUUCAUACAGCUUUGAAACAACUGGAUGGUGAGUGAACGAUGGUUUGGGUGAACCGUCCCUUUAAUUUAUAGUUUGAAGUAGAGCUGAUGGACUGGAAGCUUCUAGAUGAUGAUGAUGAUGAUGAGUGCUGCUUCAUCAGGACGUUUCGUGACUCCGCCUCCGCUUGUGUUCUGCUCUCUGAUUGGUGUAAAUAGCGUUUGAUGGUCGUGUCCUCACUCGUGUAAAGCAGUGUCUCGUUUGUGCUCGAUGGAUGUAACGCUCAGCAUUUUAACUCUAUAAACUUUACUACAAAGCUGUGUUGUGUGCUGUGAUUGUGCGUGUGUUUGUACAGGUGAGCGGCUCUCGGGUUACGCGGCGGGCGUGUCCGCAGGUGCGUGUGUGUGUGUGUGUGGAAAGUACCAGUGUCAUUAUAAGGGCCGAGUUUCCCUGUGACUCCUCAUUGUGAUGGAAACAAACGCGCGGUGGGUGUGAGCGUGGGACAGGGGGUUUUGUGUGUGUGUGUGUGUGUGUGUGUGUGUUUCUGGGUGGAUUCCGGUCCUCUGAAGUGGGCAGAGACUCCAGAGGAUGGCGGGACUUUCCUGCUGUCCCCACGGAUCGGAGCGCGCUCCUCUGGGAGCUUCAUUCGUCUGUUUCCUUCAUCGCAUCCGCGUCGUUUCACUUUCAGCUCUACAGAAGACCGUCUCUAUUCAGAUCGAGCUCUGUUCUCAUCUAAUAGUGUCAGUGCCGUCAAAUACAUAUCACUUCAAUUUAAUUUUUUUUUUUUUUGCUGAAAUUCUGUUUUUUUCCUCCAACUUCA